UUCAACAAAAUGGAUUUCGCUUAGGCGUAGGACGACCAGGGACAAUAUCCUACUUGUUUUGCUGUGAAAAGCUUUUAAUUAAAUAGUAAUGUCUAACAGAAAACGUAAAUCAUCUUCCAUACGACAGUAUGGUCCUGGCCAGGAAGAGCGGGCAAACAUCGAUUAUUACCCAGGCCCAUUAAAAAAGAAAUGGCCUCUUCUUCAGCAGAGCGAGGGCCAAAAAUCAACGCCGACGGAGUCGGCUGCACUUCUUGCAGGAAAUGCCCAAGAGGAGGUGUUUGGUCACCUGAGUUCUGAAGAUUCUGAAGAUGAGUUGGAAAUAUCAGAUGAGUAUUCCAGUUAUCCGGAGGUGUCGAGGAAUGUGUCCUUCUCAUCGUCCAGCAGCACCAGUAGUCAGAAGCAGGAACCACCAGACCCUAGUGAGAUGCAGGAGCCGGCACCUAAAGGCAAAAAAGCUCCUGUGUAUAGUGACUUUGCUCAGAAAAUGAUGGCCAAAAUGGGGCAUAAAGAAGGCACAGGACUUGGAAAGCAUGGUGAAGGUCGAGUUGACAUUGUGGCAGCAUCAGUCCAGCGAGGAAGACGUGGUCUGGGAUUGAAGCAUAAAGGAUUUGAAGCCUCUAAUGAACUGACGUGGGAUCAAGAGGAACAGAUUUCUGUUUACGAGACGGCUAAUUGGCUACCUUCUUAUUCAGGUCCAGUGCCACAGCUAGAAGAAAUGUUUACUUGGAUACAAGAAGGAAGUAGAAAAGAUAUAAUUGAUGAUGAGACAAAUUUUUGCAGUGAGGAAACUUUGAAAAAAAUGCUGAAAGCUAAGACUGUGUUUGACACACUAGACCCUGAAGAAAUGCGGCAAGCUCGCACCCGCUCUAAUCCAUAUGAGACAAUCCGCGGCGGAAUCUUUCUCAACCGAGCUGCUAUGAAGAUGGCUAAUAUGGAUAAAGUGUUUGAUUUUAUGUUUACUGACCCUAGAAAACCAUCUGGAGAACCUUUGACAAAUGCAAAUGAGCUUUUCUUUUUUGCUGAUGUGUGCGCUGGGCCUGGAGGAUUCUCGGAGUACGUACUCUGGCGUAAGAAGCACAACGUGAAAGGUUUCGGGCUCACGUUGAAAGGAGGCAAUGACUUCAAACUGGAGGAUUUCUUUGCAGCAUCUGCCGAGUUCUUUGAACCUCAUUAUGGAGUGGGUGGUAUCCAUGGAGAUGGUGACAUCAUGAAUGCAGACAACCUGAGGGCAUUCCAACACUUUGUACUGGAUAAUACAGAUGGGCAUGGUGUUCAUCUGGUAAUGGCAGAUGGGGGGUUUUCUGUGGAAGGCCAAGAGAACCUUCAGGAAGUGUUAACCAAGCAGCUGUUACUCUGUCAGUUUCUCUGUGCACUGUCCAUACUUCGAGAGGGAGGAAACUUUGUGUGCAAGACCUUUGACCUUUUCACGCCUUUUUCUGUUGGUCUUAUCUAUCUGUUGUACAUUUCAUUUGAUGAAGUUAGUCUUUUUAAACCAAUCACCAGUCGCCCAGCCAAUUCAGAAAGGUAUGUUGUGUGCAAGGGCCGGCGGAGGGGUGCUGAGAUAGUACAUGCUUACAUGUUUGAGAUAAAUAACCGGCUAAAUGAACUCAGAAAUAGUGAUACAGAUAUCUUAGAAAUAGUACCAUUACAGCAGUUACACGAUGAUGAAGAGUUUUCCAAGUAUGUUACUGACCAGAAUGAAAGUCAGGCUAAUAGCCAGGCUCAGGCACUUGCCAAAAUCCAAGCCUACGUUCGGAACACAAACCUCACAGAGGGCAAGCAAGCUGAGACAAGAGUCGAAUGCCUCAAGCUCUGGGGGGUACCAGACAGGACAAGGUCGUGUCCCAAGAUUCCUGAUCCUAUGACAAAGUUUGAGAGUUUAAACAAAGAUAGUUCUAGUAUUUAUGACUUACAUGAGCAUGUGCCUCCGCUUGAUCAUUCCAACCUCUCUACAAUUCAAAGUGUGUUUGAUUAUCGUUGUUUGGUGUCCGGAGGCGACAGGGUGUAUAUUAUGGGAGUGGGACGGUCGCACGUCUUUAAAUGUGAUGGCAAAUUCAAUAAUAAAUGGACGAAGUUUGAGAAUUGCAACCUGAAAUUACCGGGGGAUACAUUAUUCGAAGCAGAGGUGGUGCAGGAACUUAAAGGAGAGGGCUCUGGUCAGAGACGUAUUACAGCUAUACAUAUCAUUGACUGCAUGUGGCUAGCUGGUCAGGACGUUAGACAAAAACACUUUACAGAAAGGUAAGAAAAUAGAG
Messenger RNA from Anneissia japonica, 2255 nucleotides. RefSeq names its product cap-specific mRNA (nucleoside-2'-O-)-methyltransferase 1-like. Bases 89 to 2245 code for a protein of 718 amino acids. The transcript is spliced from 16 exons. Gene Ontology annotation, cellular component: nucleus; cytoplasm. Lineage: Eukaryota; Metazoa; Echinodermata; Crinoidea; Comatulida; Comatulidae. Gene Ontology annotation, molecular function: methyltransferase cap1 activity; nucleic acid binding. The record is from RefSeq and is a predicted model, not a curated record. Gene Ontology annotation, biological process: 7-methylguanosine mRNA capping.